AAACUUCACGUAUGAUAUUUCGUUUAUUCAGAGAGCAGAAAAAUGGUUGCUCAGGAAUUCAUUGACUUGUUCAAUUCAAUAUCGUUAGCACAACGUUCUACUGUUGAAGAUUUCGCUGAUCGAUUAAAUUUAUUCACUGUGAUUUUACUGCUUAUCACUUGUAUUAUUGUUUCAACAAAACAAUAUUUAUUAAAUUCGAUUUCAUGCUAUAUACCAGUGAAACCAGCUGGAGAAAAUUUCAAUGAUUAUCUUGCAAAUUAUUGUUGGGUACAUGGAACAAUUCCAUUGGCUGAUGACGAAAGAAUGCCAACUACAGAAGCUCAAUGGGAAGAAUAUGAUUCAACACGAAGAAUUAUUAGGGGGGUGAUGAUCAAUUGGUUUUUCACAAUAAUCCAAAGUUGUCUCCGAAGUUCAAUCGGUAUUGUUCUUUGAAGUUUGACAUUGAACCAUUAUAAGUUGAAUAAUAUCAGGAAGUAUAAAACUAUGCUAAUAUGAUUGCAUAAUACCAUUUUCUCAGUAACAUCUUGAUUUCCAAACAUUUAUGGAAUUGUAUGUGGAAUCAAUAAAAUUUCAUUCUAUUGCAUGUUUGUUUCCUAUGACACUGGAGGUGGAAUGUGUAAGAUUUUUUAUCUGUAAGAAAGUUAACAGAUGCUAAAUAAUGAGUAGACAUAUAACAGUGGUGUAUAGAUGACAAAUAGAUGAGGAUGUGUGAAAUUAAUAAACGCAUUUGUAUAAUCCCAGUAAGAUUCUGCAGGAUGUAUGCCAUUUUUUAAAUCUUUUAUCUCUUCAGUGUUGGAAUAAUAUUUUUCCGUUUCCCAUACCAUAACCAAUGUCUUAUAAUGCUGAACAGCUAUAAAUCAAAACAUUUCGAGUUAUCACAACAAGGUCUAAUUUUAUGCCUCACUUUGCUCGUUACCAAUUUUCCUAAUUUAAUAAUAGUCGGAAUCUUUGUACCAAUCUACCAUUCAUAUUAUUGGUGCGCGGCGGAUAACUGUAGAGUAAUUAAAGGCCAAUCAGAAUGUUUCUUAGAAUGUCUCACCCACUGCUCCAGUUGAUUAGUCUGGCAGUAUGUUGAUAACAGAUACAGUAACAGCUGAGUUUUAAUACAUUUUUAAUGAGUUUCAUGUUAUUUACUUCAUGAAUUUUAUUUUUAUUGCACACUACUGCUCGUGAUCGAUCAUUAAGUAGUACUUCUCAGUCAGUCUAAAUUGCCAUUAACCCUUAUCAGGUUCGCAGCGUAUAGAGAUAAGUUCAUGUCCAUCUUUCAGCUCACUAGAGGCUUGUAAACGUUACUUUCCUUUUUAACAUUUCAGUUUGAUCCAUUAAUAGACAUCACUGCUGUUUUCGAAAAAUUUCAAGAUAUAUCAGGAUGAACAUCCACAUCAUGUUGUUCUUGGAAUUUAACUUUUUCUUAAUAAGAUCUUCCAUAUUUUUCUGCUUCCAGUGAUACUCAGAGAAUUAUGUAGCUUCAUCAGAGCUUGAUUAGAAUCCGGAUAUGUGCUCCAGAUAGAGUAGCAUACUAUUUCCAAAUCUCUUCAAUAAUGGCCGAUAGCAAUAUGGUGCGUGUUUUUGUUGUUGUUCAAAUAUGGAGGAAGAGAAUCGUGAGACAUGUUUACUUGACAACUCUAUUUACAGUGACUAAAUCAAUAUAUUUGUCAAUAUUCGGGUUAUGACUGAACAGCUAAAAUUAAUUUUAGAGGGUUGAGAGCAGCCAAUAGAAAGUUUCAGGUCUAGGUCACAACUCAUCGGCAAGGAGUGUUUGAAGUAUCAAUAGAAAAUGGAACUUAUGACAUGUCUAUCCACUUGAAGUAAUGGUUACAUCAGGGAGCGUAGACGAUGGAUUCCAGCCAGUGCUGAGUACUAAAGGAAGAGAUUCUCUAUUAUCUAGCGACAAAAUGAAAUGUAGUGUAGUCAAAAUACUUUGUUGAACAAUACAUCAUUAUAACUAAUUGGCAAAUUCUUGUUUAGAUUUCAUCCUAAUUAGUUUUUGAUAAGUUUGGUUAGUGCAGUACGGAGACAAUAGUUUAAAUUCCAUUUUAUCAGUUAAUUGAUAGCAUAAAUUAAUUUUUUCUAAAUUCUUGAUGGCCAAAAUAUAAAUCAAUCCUAAAUUACGUCCAGUCACAUGGUUUACUAAUAAAAAAGUCAUAAUGACGAAAUGAUAUCACAACUUAGGUUUCACAAACAAUUGUUAUACUAUCAUAAAAUACUUUGAUCACUCGACAAGUUGCUCAGAAUAUCUCAUUCACCAUAGUUGAAUCUUUCGUUAUUAAUGCUAAUCCACUGACAUAUACUCAGAGAUAAUCAUCUCAAAGCAUUAGGUAUACACAACAUAUCUAACAGUGAUUAAACCCAAACUUAUGUAGGAGAUCUGUCUAACGUGUCCACACCACAAUAACGUCAUAGAUAACGUACGGAAUCUUCGAAACACGACUCUAAAUAAAGCAAGAACAAAUAUUGGUGCAGAAUAGUAUAAAUUCAUAUUAUUCUUGCUUUAUUUAAAUUCACAAAGGGAACCAAUUGCAUGAAACAUGACUCUGCUGACUUGCCAUAUUUUUGAUGUUAGUCAAAAGACGAGAGAUCUAGGGUUGAGUGUUCGGUGUAAGUAGCAUCACAAACAUGUAAUACUUUAACACGCGAAGUUCAGCACCAUUCAGUGAAAUAACUUUGUAACUCUUGCAGGUCAAUAGAGAUAGGACAUUUCUGGUGGCUAUGGUAUUUUACUUCCAUGUAAAUAUGAAGUCGGUCAGUAGUGAUUCUUUAUACCGUUGAGAUGGAAAAUCGAUUGAUCGGAAUUUAUCCGGCGUGUUUAUUACACGAAACCAUAACUUACAAGUAAAAUAGUCUGAGUAGUUAUUACAGUACUAUUAACUGUCUGUCAAAAAAACACAAUUUAAUAAACUGUAUGCUGAAGGAAAGUUCCUGGCUUUAUCCCUUGUGGUGGUUGUUGUCUUAGAGUAAUUUUUGUGCUUGUUGGUACUUGUGAACAAAAAUAGAUCUCACCUCAAGGAGAUUCAUAAUCCUGUGUUGUACAUCUGAAUAGCGAUAUGGUUCUCAACAUGACACUAAUUGGUGGAUGAGUGUAAAUUAUUAGAAGCUGGAUAACUAGUGCUAAAUGAAAUAUCACUCAAUAAUAAUGUUGUAUAUAUUAGCCUGCUAUUGAGAAGCAAACGAUUUCAUGUUACAUAGUUCCUAGUGUUGGUGGAAUUCUUUAGUUUUGACAAUGACCAGGUUAACUCAGCAUCAUUAGAUUAAAAUCUGAGAAUUGAUAUUUUCCAUUUUUAUCAAUUUGUGGAAUAAAGCAAAUUUGCAACUAUUCAGUAAUCUCUAGGUAUAAUCAUUUCCCUGUUAUCAUAAAUCUAGUUAAUGAAGCUGAAGUUCAAUUUUCUUUCCUUAAAUCCAAUAAACUAUCAAUAACAACAUAAACUGAUUUUUGUUGGCAAUCGACCAGAUAUUAUGAAGGUUAGUUUUGCAAAGGGUACACAUCUUCUUGUAAACUGACCUAUUUCACAUUACAGUUAGACGAAUUUGAAAGAGAACUAUGUUAUUUAAUUGUCAAAAUAGAACCUAAAAUAGGAUAGUCUUUGUUCUUGAUAUCACCGAUAUUUUGUGCCGAUGAGUACGGAGAAAGAUGAGACCUUUGUUCAGGUUGAAAGCUUUCACAUGUCAAGUACUAUAUUCAAUUUUUUAAGUUCACGUUAUAAUACACCAUGGAGUGUGUAUAUUUUACGGAGACAUCUUUAUUUUAUGUUGAGAAAUAUUACUUAACUAAUCAUUGACAUCGUGAUAAUGAAUAUCAACAAAUAAAUCAAUAGUAUUUCAUAAGAAAACAUAAAAUGAAUCACCUAGUUAGGUAGCAUCUUUCUGACAUUUAUAGACUAAACAGUGUAAACGUGAGAUACUUAUGUUUAGUUUUUAGAGUCAAAGUACGGAUACUAAUUGACGAAAAUUCUGCUGACGUAUUACUUGCUUCUAUAAGACUGGCAAAAUAAUGAUUAUAUGUAUAUGUGGUUUCAUAUCAUGAUUACAGGUUACUGAUGAGUCACUAUGUAUUUGAUUUCAUUUCAUGAUUGCAGAUUAAUGAUGAGUCACUAUUGUUGAGCUUAUAAACAUGAAUCCAAUAUAAAUUAUUUUCAUGAAAUUUACUCAAAAUACAAAACAACAACUAGUUCGAAUUUCUUCAAGGGAAAUAUAAUCGAAGUCAACACUAUUAAAUAAUAUCUGUAUAUCAAUAUGGGGUUGAGGAGAUUGUGGAAUGUUAUGCACAGAGAUAAAAAAAUAUCAUAAUUAAAUCUAGCUCAAUUAUAUUCACUUCACCUACAGUUAGAUUGACUUUUAAGGAACGAAAAUAUUUCACAAAGACUUCGGUGCUCAUCCGGGAAGACUAACAUCCGAAGCAUUGUACGUGUAUGAGAAAGCCAGAGGAACAUUAAAAGAAGAGUUGAAAUACAGUUACUUACACCAUGGCAACUGUUGAUGAAUCAAUAAAUGCACGGACCUCAGACCUCCAUUAUUUAAAAAUUGCUACUAGCAUCCACGACCGUUUAUUUAAUCUCUCUUUUUAAAAUUUUUUUGUCUUUUUUUAUUACUGGUGAAUAUCACGUGACAAAUUACCAAUCGGGAUCUCGUUCCUUGUUGGUCGAUCUCGCGUCUGUUAUUACUCUAGCUUAGUAUCUCUCAUUUGGCCAAUUACACACUCGACUGCACCACUGACCUUGAGUCAACAGCUCAGUUCUUAUUGGCCCGUGAUUCUUUAGCUUCUCUCCGCCCUGCCCUUGAGUCCAAAGGUCAGCAACCAGUCUCUAUCAUACCUAUAAUUCAAACAGACGUAGUUCAAAUAAAGGCAGAUCAGGGUCGAUCGCACCAUGAAACAAAAAAACAGUUAUAAAUAAACAAGCCAAAGGUGUCGGUAAGUAGAGAAGACUGGGAUUGACAGACUAGCCAGAAUUUAGUAGUAGUAAAUCGUAUGAUAAUAGUUCAUGGCUUAACCGAAGUCUUAUGGUAAACAGAAUACAUAGAUAUAGUAAUGUAGUUACUCACUAAUUACGCAAAAUUGCAAUUAAUAAUGAUUAGAUUAUCAGCAAUAUCCGUUUCGUUAUAACUGAUUUACUUAUGAUUAUCAUUAGCAUCAUUUAAUUUUAACACCACAAUGAACUGUGUGAAUGAUCUGAUUCUACGGAUACUUUGACUUGUUCGCUUUACACCUAUGCAUUUUCAGACAUGAUAGAUGUGGGCCGUCAACUGACCUUGGACAUUAACGAAGACAUCGUUUACUCACUAUUUUCUACCAACAAUAGCAUGGAGGUAUAUACACACACAUUCUUUACAUGAUAAGCAAUUUCCGCAUCGAACUCUCUUCAACUUACUAUAACCAAAAUGAAUAAGCUUUAUGUGUGGUAUCUUUUUUAUAUCACUGUGCAUAACCCAAUAAUCUCCACAAUCCCAAAUUGGUAUGCAUAAACUGUUUGAUAGUGCUGGUUUCAACUAUAUUUCCCCUGAGGAAAUUCAGACCCGUUUGCCGGACGAAAAUUUGAGAUUCAUUAAGUUUGAAUAGCUGAGAUCAUUAAAAUACAAUUCUUACAGUUAAUAUCCUCGAUGUAUUCAGUGCUUGAUUUCAGCCAAACUAUUCGGUCAAAUUUUGAGGAACGUUCACAAAAAAAACCAUAGUUUACCCAUGCAUGUGUUCCAAAUGAUAGUUUAUUAUUACAGAUAAGUGAUUUUAUUUGCUUAAAGAAGUGAUACAUUACAUCAAAAAACCGAAACUGUGAAAUCAAUGGGAACUUAUAAGUGCGUUUUUUUAAUCGUAAUAUUAAUCUCUAGUUUUACAGACAUUACCCUCUAACCGACUUUUUUCUCUUCCACACUUGACGACAGUUCAUUUUAAUUUCAACACUUUGUCUCGUCAUAUUAUACUCUAUCUUUUUCACAAUUAUUAUUUAUCCAAUUUCUUUGCUGUUCUCUCGAAUGUGGGACUUCGAACUCUCUGGAAAGACUAGUCAUGACAUUUAGUUGUUAGCGUAGAUUUGUGUCUGGCUUUUAAAAUUUGAGGUAUAAAGGAGAGUACGAUGCAAAUGUGUUAAGAGAGAAGUUUAACCAAUCAUUUAACACCAAGAUGUGAAUUAGAAGAGAAUACUUAAGAAAAUGAGUUGAAUACUCGUCGUGCAUACACAGAAUGUUAAAUAUUUUAUGCUCACUUAUUGCGAAUAUAGAAAAACUCAACAACUCCAAAAUUAUCACGUACUCAAUAGUGACUAGCUUUCAGAGGAAUUUUUCGGAGUUCUAGUCAGAAGCCGCGACAAGUGGAGUUCAAUCGUGUCGGGUGUUAUUUAAGAUACCCACCAAAAAAUGAAAGAUGGUCGCUCCAUGUCGUGAAUUGAUUUGGGUUAGGAAGAUAAACUACUGGAUUCCGGCUACAUAGUCGAGAGGUUAAGCGUCCACUCGUGAGACCUCAGGUCCUGAGUCAGAUGUCUAGUGAUGGGUUCGUGAAUGUGCACUCUUAAGAAGUCAUAUACUAGGAUAACAUGGCUGGUUAGUGGUUUUAUGCUUCCAGUGGCUGCCUAACUUAUGUAGGUUCGUGAUCCCAGUAACUUAAGUUGUAAAAACGUAGAGGUAGAGAUGAGUCACCCAGAAUUGGCAAAUUUAAAAAUGAAUGACUUUUAUCUUUCAUCACAUUGAAUUCCCAACAAAAAUACCUUUCAGUAGUGCUCAGAGCAAUUGAAAGUUGUUAGUGAGAGCUUUUUUGUCAUGUAGUAAAAACAACAUUCUAAGACAUAUCAAGUGCUAAAUUUCUUUACAAACAGAUUUCUCAUAACAUAUGGAUCAGUCAGUUUUCUUUGUUUAUAACGAAAUUGCAAAUAAUUCAUUUCCUUAAUGGUUCAGUGAAUGAUAAUAGAUGAGUUGGUGAGAUAGGAAUGCUAAAAUCGAUAACGAUUUUAACACAUAACUUCAUAUCGAUAUGAUGUGGCAACUGUGGUUUUCUAAUAAUUUCACCCCGGUAACUUCAGCGAUUUUAUUAAUAUAUAUUGUAGACGAUGAUGAGUUUUUUAUGGUUGUGAGAAGGAAUCAGAAUGAUACCUUCUGUGUGAAUAUAUUUGCACUAAAAUUAACGAGUUUAUAUAGCAACAUAUUUCAAGAACAUUAAAAUCAGAAAACUAAUAAUAAUCUUUGAAUGAACAAUAAACCUCUUAAAAGUAUCAGACUCUAACGGGUGUUAAUACUCACCUGUUAAAACAACUGACGAAUAGAUUUUAGACUUGUAGCAAAUUUGGAAUGAAGACGGGCACUUUAGUCAUCAACCCCUUGCCUCGACCUUACUAUAAAACUAUGAUGUAUAUUUUGAACCUACCACUAGGUUUAUGAUGAAAAAACUUUUCUGUUAAAUACAUAUUGGUUAAAUUUUUAUGUUGUCUUGGUUUCUAGAUAAAAAGGAACAACCAUUAUCUUUCACGUGUGUAUGCAUGCAAAAAAUGCACCAAACAAUAUGUUAUUUUACACAUAGAUUCGAUUAAUAAUGUUCAACUUAUAGUCCACAUUAAUCCGAUUGUGAUAAGUCAGUUAUCUAGACCAUACUACUACACUUACUCUAUUUAAAUAAAUUUCAAAUGAAGUGUACAAUGUACAUACAUUUGUGUAUAUAUGAGCCGAUAGAAAUUGUACUUAUACAUUAAUUAAUUCAAUCCGGAAUACUCAAACACAGAAUUCAACUUCAAAAUUCUUAUGGCAAAAUGAAAAAAAAAGGCCAAGAAUAUCAAAUAUUGAUUAGUUUACAAAACAAAAUUAAAGUGUAAAAUAAUACCUGUGAUUAGCUCUGUGAACGUGUCAUCCCACGCAAUGAAAUUAACAUAAAUGUCCAGUGAAAGAUUGGUAAUGCAAUGAUAUACUGACGACAUUGAGUGAAUUAAUCCAAUUUAAGAUAUUUCCUCUUAGAUUAAUGCGUUAAAUUGAAGACUCGAUGAAGGAUAUGGUAUAUCUUAUAAGUAAUUAAGUUAAAAAAUUCUAUAUCUAGUUUCCAAAAUCAUUUAAGUGGAUAGAAAUAUCAGUACAGUUACAUAGUAAGUGUAGCAUUUUGUGUAGGGUAAACUACAAAAAGUACUUGACUUAGGUUACAGUUUUUACCUGAGCGUACUUGAUAUAAUUCAGGACAUAGUUAAGAGUGUCUUUAAGCAUUCUCCCACACGAAUACCCUUAACCCUAACAUUCCUAGUCCGAAUUCCCCUAACCUUAACGACAAUCAAAUAUUCAUAGGGUAUUGGAGGUCAUCCAUUACACAAUCAUUUAAGACUUGGCUGUUACGAAUAAACUGUGUGUUAUAUCCUAGUGAAGAUUAAAUUACGGCUAACUUCUGAGAACUAUUAAUGGACUAAUAUUAUACAUAUAUAUUCUUAUUGUAUAACUAUUCAGUAACUAGAUUACGUAUAUCUAUAUUCUUAUUAUGAGCUUCAUUUUGACCCAUAGAUGAUUAUUAUACGAUUUACUAUUGUUAAAUUAUACUCAGUUUACCAAUUAGUCUCCCACGUUCACAGCCACUUUUGGGCUAGAUCUUGUACAAAUAUUAUUUCCUAUUUUAUGGUAUGAUGUGGUCUGUUUGGUUGGUAUAUAAGCCAAAUAUGUUUGGAAUAGGUGAUUCGCAUAGUGGGAGCUGCUGUUGGCAUUCUGGACUCAACGAGAAAGGCUAGAGGAACAAGGGACCAAUAGGGACGGAGGCUGUUCAUACCAGUCGAAGAUCAUUGGUUUGGUACAGUACUAAAAUUGUAUAGGUUGUAUUUCGAUUGGCUAAUGAGUCACGUGAUAAUUAGCCGGGCCUAAAGUCACAACACUGGGCAUCGUAUCACAUACCUCAGAAUAAUUACUGGUUGGUUUAAACUACUUUGAUUCCUAGUCAAUAGGUCACAGAUUUGGACUUAAACUUGGAUACGAUCAUGUAGUAUUAGUAGUCUCACAUAAAUUGUGUUUGUCAAGGUCCUAGUCACGUGAACAUGUGACUUGAGUUACGAAGGGAUUUUCGAUGGGAAAACCUAAAUAUAGUGAAAAAUAUGAGUUGGUUAGAAUGAAUGCUUAAUCAUUUUUUAUUUAUUAAAAAGGUAUUCACUGCUAUCAAAAAAAUGUAUUGGUAGUAAAUAGUUGAUACGAGGCUAUGUUUCACUAUCUUUGUUGUCAUAUAAACGAUUGAUAGUAUAAAUUGAAGAUCAUUUUAAUACUUACCAGUAUUCAUGAGUAUGUUAUCAUGUUAUUAUAAGUGUACUUUGUUAUAAAAAGUGUUUUAACUUGAUCUUUGAGUGAAAUGAGGCAAGAAUUCAUAGUCUGUUUUGAUAAGUCAGUUUGUGAUCUAAACUAUAGUUGUUUAUUCACACUGCAUAACAGAGGUUGGAAUUAAGUCUUGAGGUCAACACUGCGAACUUCAUCGUAUUAUGAUAUAUAUAUCAAUACUGACUGGAAUGUUUAUCUCAUUAGAGCUAAAUUUUAAUAUAAUAUAAAACUUUAAAAACAAUUUAUCUGACCUUUUUUGAAAAGAAAAUCAUCACUUCAGUAUUGUUUGUCCAUUGUACAAGUUGAAUGUACAUUGACUAAAAAAAUACUUUUCAUUUCUUCAAUUAUACUUGGGAUGUGUGUUAAAAUUAAUUUUUCUGGUUAGCGUUUUUUAGCGAGUUUUCUACGGGAUGGGGUCGCUAACCCCAUGCCCAACAAGCCUCCUUUAUCCGAGUUGGGGUCAGCAAUACCCUCAGAGGGGCUCCAGGUGGAGUUGUUGAAAUUAGUACUAAUUUUUUAUUUAUAUUUAUUUGAUGUUGUUUGGUACAAAGAUACUUGUGGAAAUCGUGCAUUACUUUGUUACUCUCCUAGUCACAUAUACAUAUCCACUUUUGAACAGGGUUAAUCAUCGGCAAUUAAAGCAUUGUCUAGCAUUUUUAUUGACGUUGUUUAAAUAAUAAAAACUGUCUUAGAAGGAUGUGCUUCUGCUUGUUGAUGCCACCGAGUGAAUAAUACUGAGGUUAAACACUGGGUACUAGGUAAUGAUGGCAAAAUGAUGUAGGAGGUAGUGAGUCUUUGUCGACUGAGAUGGUCGAGACAUGUAACACGUACGCCUAAUCACUACCAGCGUUUACUGGUGCAGUAUUGGUUGGUAUGCUAGGAGCGGCCGGACCAAGUCGUAGCAUCAGUGUAUGAAUCCAUUGACUGUUGAACUGGAACUUGUUGGUAGGGACCGUCUACUUGGUUGGGAUCCAUGCGAUUAUAAUGGUUAAUGGUUGGAGAUGUUGGGUGACAUGUUUUAAAGUCGGUUUCAGUUUUCCAAAUACUUUUGUAUUACCGUAGGCUUCGAGUUUUUAUCCCACAAAUUAAUUCAUUCUUUUUCAGUAAUAUUGUUCGCAGAGUAUCUCUUUUACCACCACUUACAUUGCUAAUAAUUCUACUGCUCUAGGUUUAUCCUAAUUAUCUGAUGUCUCUAUGUUAAUGUGAUGUGGCCACUUGAACCGAUGUAUACUUUUUGAACGUUUUACGUUGAUGAUAGCUAAUUUACUGAGUAUGGAAGAGUAUUUAUUCAGUGUAUUUGUGAUACUGAACAAUCUAUCUAAUGCUUUUAAUGAUGUAGUGAUUCAUUCUGAUCACGUUUAACUGAACAUAUACCACAGUUUACCACCGGACUUUUGGGCGAUCAAUCUUAUGACUAGGGACUAUUAUUAAUAUCAUUCGGCUAAGCAGUUCAGCAGAGAUUUUCGUAUAUUUUGAAAUGAUGUACAAGUUUGACGAGUUACAGUAGUAACCACUCAUGAUAUCACACACGAGAUCGAACCCAUCGGAAUUAAUUUCAAGUCGGUUCACUGACAUAAUUUUCAGAAUGCGAGUGAAUCCUAAUAAAAUCGUCAAUCAUUUGGUUUAUAUCAUUUGAAAUUUAUCUAGUUGAGAUAUAGUUACUAGUGUGGCCACCUCAUAAAUUCUGGUAAUUUGAUCUGGUCGAUUCUGGUGUCAUAGUAGACCAUUCAGUGGUAAAAUCUCCGAGUGUGAUGCUGAGUAAACUAGGUUCCAAUCUCGAAGAGAAUAUUAGUCCCUUUAAGGUUUCAGAUACGUUUUUUAGACGAGUGUCAACCAGUAUAAAGUCCACAACCAUGGGGUUUAUUCCGAUCUCCUGAAGCUACCUAAUAUAGUCUAAGCCAUGCUGGUUCGCUGGGACUAAAGAUCACGUUUCGAUUUGACUGACUGAAUCCGAUCAGCUGUAAGGACUAUAGUAAAAUGACAUUGGCUACUAUUCGGUGGUUAACUGGUUAUUCGUUUGUUUCAUAAUUGGUACUUGAUACAAUGGUUUUUCACCGGUGAAAUAUUAGGGAUUAAAAUAUACUGACAAACUGAAAAAAUAAGUUUAAACAACAAGUGUUAACCAUUCAAAGCUUUAUUUUACAAAGCGCUUGAAAUCGAUCACAGGAAUAGACAAUAAGAUCUGAGAGAAAAGCUUAGUUAAUCAAUUAUUCCUGCACUCUCUAUGUGACAAAUUCAGAUUUUGUUGUCAUUGGAUUAAGCAAAACUUGGAAAAUAAAUUCGCAAGUCAAAUAUGUGUUAGCGGAAUGAAGGCAGUCACAAAAAAAUUCUAGAUCUAGACUUCGUGCUAGUUUGCCCUCGUCAACAGGUGUGUCGGUAAUCUUCAGAGAUUUGUUGCUCUCCAGCGGACUCGACCCCGAAUCCUUCUGCUUCAUGAUCUUGAACUUUCUUAAUGAGCUACUUGGGUCACAACUGACUAGGAUGUUUUUAUUGAUUGGUCACUAGCAUGAAAACUAGAUUCAUAGUUUCCGCCACGACUACCUCUAAACCAUCUAGCAUUUCAGCCUAUUGCACACGAUGUUCAGUCAACUAGAUUAGUGGCCACAUGCAACUUAAUAGGGAAUUGUGACUUAAGCCUUGGGUUAAUAGCUGUUAUUAUGAUAAAUAUGUUGAUUUGAUUAACUAACUGGAGUGAUUGAUUUGAAAUUAAAUACAAAAUUUACUCGUGUAACUGAUCAAUUAAUUGACUACAAUAUUAAAACAUCAUGACUAUAAAUGUACAUACCAAAGUACAUGACAGACAUUUAACAGUAAUCCUUUACACUCUAUUAAUCUAAUUGUUUGUUCGAUAUGAUCAUCGAGACAAAAUGAUUAUUAAUAUUAUAACUACAUAAUUGACGAAAGUUAUAGAAGAAAAAUAUUGGACGGAAAUUUUUAAUGGUUUCUCGUCUUAUUACACAUUUCAGGUAGUGUAUCGAUACGUACAAAUUCAUUGAUAUCAUUACAAUGUGAAGUGAAUAUCACUGACUUAGAUGGUUUUUAUUUAAAGUCAAACCAUCAUUGUAUUUCAACUAAAUGGUUGAAAGUUAUUCUAUUUUGAAAAAAAACCCAACCUGAAGUGUCCUAGGUGUACACAAUCCUAUUUAGAGUUGUGGUUUAUUCACCAUUGAGUAGUCUUCAACAGGGCUGAAACAAGUGCUCUUAGUUCGUGAUAAAGAUUAUUUGAAAGUAAGGAAUAAUUGACUUAUUCCAU
This is a messenger RNA of Schistosoma haematobium, 12496 nucleotides long. Its product is annotated as Innexin inx2, variant 4. The coding region runs from base 43 to 432 and encodes 129 amino acids. Gene Ontology annotation, cellular component: gap junction; plasma membrane. The record is from RefSeq and is a predicted model, not a curated record. Lineage: Eukaryota; Metazoa; Platyhelminthes; Trematoda; Strigeidida; Schistosomatidae. Gene Ontology annotation, molecular function: gap junction channel activity. The transcript is spliced from 2 exons.